AUGGAAACGGCCGUGAAUGGCCACCCGAGUGCGAACGGCGUGGCACCGUACUCUCUGCUGCAGAACGGCGCAAACAGGACAUAUGGUGGUGCGGAGCCGGGCGAAAUCGGGCUUGAGGAGCUCGAGCGCGAGCUCCCGUUCGUCAUGGACGGCCAGAUCCCGCUCGGCGAGCUCGUGUCCCGGCUCGCGCAGACGAUAUACGCCGAGCUCGUCGAGAUGGCCGAGACGAUGCCCAACAUGUCCGACGCCGCCCGCAAGCGCGUCGUCGCCGACUUCGUGGUCAAGAUGAAGCGCCAGGUCGUGAAGGUGUACGCGAUCGCCAAGUGGGCGCGCGACGCGGGCGUGGUGCAGAAGGCGAUGAACAUCACGGCGUUCCUCAUGGACCAGAACAGGCAGUUCGCGGACGCGAUCGAGGGCCUCAAGUACGGCAGGGACAUCCUUGAUGGCGCUCGACUACGAAAUCACGACUUGCUCACAUCUCUGGACGUGCUCACGACCGGCACAUAUCGACGCUUGCCUAUAUGUAUCAAGGAAUCUCUUGUCCCUUCGACCCCGCUUACGGACGAGGAAGUGCACCGAACAUUCGCGGAAAUGGAGGACGCUAUGCGUCUCCGCCUCCGAAUGUCCGAGAUUGUCCCAUGGGAAAUGUCACAGUAUCGAAUAGAUGCUGGUCGCGUGUGGUUCACCGCCCCGAAGCUCUUCGAGGCGUCGCUGUUCCUGGGUGGUGCACGGCCUAACGACGCCUGGUUUUUCGAUAACGUAACCUUCCUGUUCACCGUCGGCGGCGACCAAACUGGCAUGCAGGAUUUUCCCCGGGUACCUGCCCCUGCGCUCAGGCGGCUCAUCACGAGUGAAGCGGAUGCGCGUCUUACCUUCUACCUGAAGUCCGACGAGCCGCCACCACCCGGGGCUCCGCCAAGACCGACACUGCCGGAGAACAUGGUCGACGCACCUCUCGUCCGCCUGUUCAACUUCCUCCAAAUGAUGUCACUAUCAUACCAGCUCGAGAUCCUUUGGUUCCAGGCCCAACGCAUGCGUUCUCUGGGGUGGGGUGAGUUCAUGACGGUCGAAAUGACCAACCAUCGGCAAACACUGGUGGUGAAGUACUGGGUACGAAAACAGCCACCAACGAACCAACGCCAUCGCCAGUCGCAAAAACAGCUUCCCCUUCUCGGCGGGAAGCUCACUGUCUCAAUCGUCCAGGUGAAGGAGAAGGCGGGCCGCAAUGCGCUACGGUCACCCAAGGCACGCGUGCUCGCGGAGCUCCAUGCUCGCUCGCGCAUGAACGCUGCACGGCCAUCGGACGAGGUCGAGCACAUGCGCUUCGAUGUGCGCUGGGACCCUGAGCCCGACGCGCUGGGCGUGGCACCCGCUAUGGCAGACAUGUUCAUGCCCCCGGGCGAGCUGCAGAUUAACCCGGACGAUCUUGAUUUCGAGAGUCUCCUGAGGGCGGUCAUCCGACGGCAUACGGGGGGUGUGAUGAAGUUCUUCCAGAUGCAGUUGCAACGUGGGGAUUAUACACGUAGCAUAUUCUCGCCACCAGGCGAGGUCGCGUUCGUCUCGAAUGAGGGUGCUCCGUCGCUUCGAAUACACUUAUGCGCGGAUGAGGUCGUCAUUGUGACGGUCGACCCGCGAACGGGCCGCUUGACUCUGAGGGAUACGGGGGAUCUGGCCGCUGCCGGGCGAGGUCCCCGAUUCGCGACAUUCACUGAACGAUUGAACGACCUUCCUUAUAUGCUACCACAAGCAUUAAUGACCCUCCGACUCAUUACCAUCACGGAUAUGGCGGAGCAAAAGGUGCAGUACUUGGGCCUGCAAAGCUUCCGGGCGCGCAAUUUCUCCAAGGAUAAGCUGAAGAAGCUCGGCCCGGACGCGCAAGGGAUGCUGUACAUCCAGCUCGGCAACUUCCCCUCGCACUACCUCGUGCUCGUCAUCACGGACCAGGACUUCCGGUAUGCGCUCAUCAGCGCGCGAGAGGUCGAAAGCUCGAUGAACCACGACCUCGUCAUGGAGGACAUCGGCUGGUUGAAUGUCGGACGGAUACACGGGGACGUCUCCGUUGAGCACGGUGGUUCAGACCCCGUCACCGGCCAGAAGCGGAAGCGGGACGACGGCAGGAGCCGCGGUGUCCCACCAAAAGACCAGUACCCCACCAGUUUCCGACUAGAGACGACCGUCCUGCGGGAGCUCUAUGCAUAUUGCUGCGCACGCGUCGCGUACACCAAGGUCGAGCAGCAGUUCAAGAUGCGCGGAAUCCCGUACACGCACGUCCACUCGACCCUCCACGGGAAUGGGGCGGAGUACGGCGCGGUGCAGUCCUCGCUGGCGCGCAUGAUCCCUGCGCUGUGUGUGCAGUCGGCGGACAUCCUCUCGGGCGCGCCCGCUGCAGAGGCAGCGAUGCCGAACAUCCGCGUCAUUCCGCUCAACUGGUGGUCGGGCGAGGACGCGAAGGUGGUGACGUGCGUGAAGCUCAAGUACGUGCAGCAGCCGGUGGGCACGCGCGCAAGCGGGAGCACGGUCAUCCGGCCGUCGAAGCGCAUCAUCUACGACACGCGAGAGGCAGUCGUAAGCUUCCUGUCGGAUGACGUGGACAAGUGCGUGGACGAGUUCCUGGAGGAGUGGGCGCGAGUGAGCAAGAUGGUCGUCAUUGCGCGCGAAGUCGCGCAAAUGUCGGGGAAGUACCUCUGGACGGACGUCAAGCUCAUCGCGUUCGACCUCCAGACUGUCGAGUUCACCUACGCCGCCGACUACGCCGUCUCGCUCACAUGUACCGACGAGCUCUCCUCCAACCGCUCCUCCUACCAUCUCCGCUUCUCCCGCGCCCCGCCCGCCUCGGACCUCGACGACCCGCCAUCAGACCCGAAUGCUAUGGACGUCGACAGCCGCACGCCCGCCGAGGCGCGCACAAACCCGCACGCGGACGCCGAGCCCUUCCUCUGCGCUCUCCUCUCGCACGGCCGUCUCUCCACGGCGCUCCACCGACUCGUCUCGCUCCUGCGCGAGACCCUCCCGAUCGCGGCCGAGCUCGAGGACGUCCGCGCCGCCGCCGCGCGCGCGGGCGUCCCCAUCGACGUCUUCCCCAAGGCCGCGGGCUGGUUCCGGGUGCUGUACGCGUUCGGCGACCGCCGGCACGCGCUGGACUUCCGCCUCCUCGCCGCCGGCCGCGUCGCCGUCCUCGACGCGUCCCACACCUUCACGGACGACGCGCCUGGCGGGGCGGGGGCGAGCUCUGUGGCGGGAGCGGGGAAGAAACCGUCGAGCAAACCGUCGUUGCGCGACGUGUUCGCGAGCCUCGCGGCGCUGGACCCGAUCCCGGACUUCCGCGCGCUGGUGGGUGAGGCGGUCGCCGCGGCGGUGGAGCGCGGCACGCGAGGCCAGUUCGCGGACAUCGCGGUCGGCGUCGUGUGCGACGUCGUGGCAGUACGUGCUAUCGGGCACUUGCUACAUGAGAAGGUGCAGGCCAAGCUCUCACAGGCAAAGCCUUCAAAUGUGGCCACUUCCUUCUCUGGAGGUCCACAAGCGGGGCUGGGUAUAUUACAGGCGACGCCGAUGGUGAUUACGUAG
Molecule: messenger RNA, 3564 nt
Organism: Epithele typhae
Lineage: Eukaryota; Fungi; Basidiomycota; Agaricomycetes; Polyporales; Epitheliaceae
Product: MED14-domain-containing protein
Exons: 15
Coding region: 1-3564 (1187 amino acids)
Biological process (GO): regulation of transcription by RNA polymerase II
Cellular component (GO): mediator complex; core mediator complex
Molecular function (GO): transcription coregulator activity
Source: RefSeq, a predicted model, not a curated record